AUGACGCACCGCCGCAACCUGUGGUCCUUCUGUUUUGACUCCGUCAGGAAUGAUGAAAUGUGGAGAAAUAAACUGUGCCGACGUGUGUUUAUCGUGAUAUUUCUAUUCGGCUGAGUGUUAGACUCACUCGGAAACGCUCUCGGCGCUCUAACCUGGCGGAACAAGCAGACACGGUUUGAAUCCGGAAGGAGGAAGAGCUGCGACAGUUUCUUCAGUCUGUGUUCAGGAUGAGGAACAGACAGAGGGGGUCUCACCUGGGCCUGCUGCUCCUGGCCUCCCAGUUGUUCCAGGUGGGGUUGAACAACAUCCCUCCGGUCACUCUGGCUGUUCUGGGUCUCAACGUGUAUCUGUUCCUGUUCCCCGCCGCUCCACUGAUGAAGACCUGCGUUAGUGUCCAGCAGGCCUACUGGCUUCGAGACUGGCGCAGACUUCUGCUGUCCCCUCUGCACCAUGCAGACGACUGGCAUCUGUACUUCAACAUGGUGUCCUUCCUCUGGAAAGGCAUCAAGCUGGAGCGCCGUCUGGGCGGACCCUGGCUCCUCUACCUGCUGUCGGUCUUCUCUCUGCUCACCGGGCUGGUCUACCUGCUGCUGGAGGCGCUGCUGACGGAGCUCACACAGGAUCAGUCUUACAGCAUGUCGUGUGCAGUGGGCUUCUCAGGAGUCCUGUUUGCUCUGAAGGUGCUGAAUAAUCAUUACCACCCCGGAGGAAUCACCUAUGCUAUGGGCAUCCCCGUGCCCAGUCGCUAUGCCAGCUGGGUGGAGCUUGUUCUGAUCCACCUAACCUCACCUGGGACCUCUUUCGUGGGCCACCUGUCUGGAAUCCUCGUGGGUCUGCUGUACACCAGCGGACCACUGAAGGGCGUCAUGGAGAAAUGUGCAGAGUUUGUAUCGUGGAAUGGAUCCAACUCACGACCACACGGGUACUACAACUCUACAGGGCCUUCAGGCUACGGUGACCCCUAUGCUGGAUUCUCUGGAGGCUAUCAGUACACUCCACGCCAGACGCCCCAUCACACCGCCUCCUACACAGGCGGCCUGACGGAGGAGCAGCAGCUGGAGGAGGCCAUCAGAAACAGCCUGAAUGACCGAGGACGGAGCGCUGGUCUGGGAGGUGCUGCCCCUCCUCCUUAUGGUUUCCAUUUCUCCAAUGAGCCCAGCGCUGAAGAACUGCGAUGGAGGAGGAUGAGGAGGUUCGACAGCUGAACAUUCAGGCAGCAAGACGGAGGAAGAAAAAGUCUUAAUCCUGAGUCUUCAGGUCCUGAAUGAGGAGGAGUAAAAACACAGUCGGACUCGUUACAUCUGUAACAUGUGAUACCGGGUCGGCCUUCGUGCUGCAGCACAUUCAGAAACUGUGUUCCAGGCCAACGAUCCGCUCAGGGUUCUUUGUAGAUAGUUCAGAGAUUUUGCUACUCUUUAAAAUCUGUUCUUGAGAGAUGUUCGAUUCGUCUCGCUGAACUUUGAUUGCUCAUGUUUGGUUUUCACAGCCUUCAGUUUUCUCAGCAGGAGAUGCAGUGUUGACUGAUAUGUCUUUAGUUUACACCCGAUUUACAAAAGCUGUGAUAAAAAAGAAGAACUCAAGCUUAUGAUAAGAAAAUACUGACGUUUAAAAAAAAAUUUCACCUGGAAGCCAGUGUGGAGUUUAUCCCCACAGCGUCUUCAGACAUGAACUGAUCUAAAGUUUGUUCAUCAGAAAAAUGGCAGUGCAGCUUAACUUCUUUAAAUGCAGACUGAAAGUGAUGUUGUGUCAAUAUCUGCAAUAAAUGUUAUUUUGAGAA
Molecule: messenger RNA, 1777 nt
Organism: Salarias fasciatus (jewelled blenny)
Lineage: Eukaryota; Metazoa; Chordata; Actinopteri; Blenniiformes; Blenniidae
Gene: rhbdd1
Product: rhomboid domain containing 1
Exons: 8
Coding region: 228-1205 (325 amino acids)
Cellular component (GO): membrane
Molecular function (GO): serine-type endopeptidase activity
Source: RefSeq, a predicted model, not a curated record